Messenger RNA from Electrophorus electricus (electric eel), 1870 nucleotides. The record is from RefSeq and is a predicted model, not a curated record. Lineage: Eukaryota; Metazoa; Chordata; Actinopteri; Gymnotiformes; Gymnotidae.
UACAGCCAACAGAUGUGUCCUUUUCCCACCUCUAAUCUGUCUUGAUGCAAUGCAGCUCAGUUCUCCAGAAGCACAUUUGCAUGGAAACCCAUAAGGCAACCCAUCUUUACAAGUUAACAGACAAUUAACAGAACAAUUAACAAUUACAAUAAACAGAAACCAAGUUAUUGUCACGUUGUGAUUUCCACUUAAAUGAAAAACACUAAAAGAUGGCGCAAAAGCUGAUUGGUUAAAUCAAAUCAAAUUUAUUUAUAUAGCGCUGAUGUAUAUAGUGCUGAUUCAAAUCCCGCUGCAAUUUGAUCCCUGGACUUGAAUUCAUUUGGAACCCGUCUAGGAACUCCACUAGCAUCAAGGUGUACUUCUCAAUAAACCCUACUACCGCCUGCGUGUACCCGCUGACAUCAUCAGUAAUGCGCCGGAAAAUCUGUACACGUAGCCGUUGAAGGGAAUGGCUAUAAUGAAGAGGAAAAUUGUAGCUAGCGCUGAUGAAGACAGAAAUAAUCAGUCAAAACGAGCCAAACUAGAUAUUACUAAGAAGAGACACGUAGCUGCGGUGAUUCUCGCUCGUGGCGGCAGCAAUGGAAUUCCUCUGAAGAACAUAAAAUUGCUGGCGGGUGUUCCACUGAUCGGAUGGGUUAUACGGGCAGCUAUAGACUCUGAUGUGUUUGACAGUCUGUGGGUAUCCACUGACCACGAUGAGAUUGAGCGGGUGGCAAAGAAAUGGGAGGCUCAAGUACACAGGAGGAGUGCAGAAGUGUCCAAAGAUACAACAAGCUCCCUGGAAACUAUUCAAGAGUUUUGCCGAAUGAACCCAGAGGUGGACAUCAUCUGUAAUAUUCAGGCCACCUCUCCAUGCCUCCACCCACACCACCUUAUACAGGCAGUGGAGAUGGUGACCAAACAAGGCUACGACUCUGUGUUCUCUGUCGAUCGCAGACACCACUUCCGUUGGCAAGAGGUCACCAAAGGAGAGGCCCCCGACACUAAGGCCCUGAACCUGAACCCAGCCAAGAGGCCCCGUCGCCAGGACUGGCCUGGGGAGCUCUGUGAAAAUAAAUCUUUUUACAUCGCCACCAAAAAACUUAUAGAUGAAGGAGUCCUGCAGGGAGGGAAGAUGGCCUAUUUUGAGAUACCUGCAGACAACAGCAUUGAUAUUGACAAUGACAUAGAUUGGCCUAUUGCAGAACAGAGGGUGCUCAGGUUUGGUUACUUCGGUAAGGACAAGCCAGAGUUGGUGCGGCUUCUCCUGUGUAAUGUGUUGGGCUGUUUGACAGAUGGGCAAAUCUCUCUGUCUGCAAGUGGAGACGAGAGAGUGUCCGUUAACAGCAGAGAUCUGGAUGGUAUCACCAUGCUGCAGAGAGAAGGAACAGAGGUGAUCCUUCUGACUUCCAGUGAGAACCCCACACUGGAGACUCUCACAGCCAAGUUGUCCCAGCAAACGGGCUGUGUUGUGAUGUCUCUGAAUGAGCCGAAGCAGGUGGAGGUUGAGAAACUGAUGAAGGAGAAGAGGCUAGAAUGGAAAGAGGUGGCCUAUAUUGGUAAUGAUGCAACAGAUGUGGACUGCUUGAGCCUGGCUGGACUGAGCGCUGUGCCCCUGGACACCUCUGCGAUGGCGCUCAUUGCAGCAAAGUACCAGUGCCAGAGUGCGGCGGGCCAUGGUGCGGUGCGGGAGUUCUGCGAGCACAUUCUGCACAGCCUCCAGCCAGCAGGGAAUCCUCAGUGUUCCUUCCCCUGCAGGGCCCAUGGCCGGUACCUGCCCUGGCCAAACCAGAGAUGGUCACGGCUCACCGCCGCGGAGAAGUUUUCCAGACGGCGAUGGUGGUGGCAGCAGCGACGGUGGUGGAUGGUGUCAGCGGUGGUGGCGCAAUGA